Molecule: messenger RNA, 1212 nt
Organism: Pestalotiopsis fici W106-1
Lineage: Eukaryota; Fungi; Ascomycota; Sordariomycetes; Amphisphaeriales; Sporocadaceae
Exons: 5
Coding region: 1-1212 (403 amino acids)
Biological process (GO): epoxide metabolic process
Molecular function (GO): epoxide hydrolase activity
Source: RefSeq, a predicted model, not a curated record
AUGAAGGCUACGUACCUACUUCAAAGCUUUUUGGGGGUUCUGCCGGGUGGUGCGGCGUGCGCCUCGGUGACCAACUUCACAAUCAAUCUCAACGCGUCUCGAAUGCUCCAGUUGAUCAGUCUCACCGAGUUACCCGCCCAGGAAGAGUAUCCUGGGCUUGGCGCGUCGCUCGGCAUUGAUUUGAAUGUGCUCAAGUCACUGCAGCACCAAUGGACGACAAAUUUUAGCUGGCCCGCUGAACAAGCCGCCCUGAACAAGUACCCUCAAUACACCACGACCAUUGAAGGCCUGAAAGUUCACUUUAUCCAUCAAAAGUCCGGCGAGCCAGACGCGAUCCCGGUCAUAUUGAAUCACGGAUGGCCUGGUUCUUUUGCCGAAUAUGUGCCGUUGAUCGAUCCAUUGACUACCGUCGCUACUACAUCCAAUGGAACGGCUGUAUCUUUUGACGUUGUGGUGCCCUCGCUACCUGGUUAUGCAUUCUCGAGCGCACCACCGGCCAACUGGACAUUGGAUGACACAGCGAGGAUAUUCAAUACCCUCAUGACUGAAGUCCUGGGAUAUAACACUUACGCUGCACACGGAAACGACUGGGGGAGCACAGUGGCCUAUAGCAUGUACGACCAGUUCAAUACGACUGUACGGGCUGUGCAUCUUCUCGGCAUACCAUUUCUCCCUCUGAGUCCGGAACAGUUUCCUGACUACAAUAUCACUCUUAACGAAGACGAGCAGUUUCAGGAGUCACUGGUGUUGGCAUUUGACGCUGGGUACAGCCUCGAGCAAACAAACAAGCCCAACACGAUUGGACUCGCCCUGUACGACAACCCUGUUGGACAAUUGGCCUGGAUGGGAGAGAAGUGGAUCAACUGGUCCGAUCCACGGGCGGGAACACCACCAUCUGUCCUCACGCACAAUGAGAUUCUUCGCGAGGUCUCGUUGUACUACCUGACAAAGUCUUUUGUUUCCUCGGUCUUCACAUAUGCGCAGAACUCUGGCGCACUAAAGUCGACUUACAGCAAGGCGCGCACAGAUGCGCCGAUGCUGUUUAGCAGCUUCAAGUGGAGCGGUGCCUUCUGGACUGAGGAGGUCGUGUCGUGGGUAGGAAACCUGGUUUCAUACGUCUACCACGACUUUGGCGGGCACUUUCCAGCCUUGGACAACCCACCAGCUCUGGUUGAUGAUAUUCGACAAAUUGCAGACUACUGGACGACUUGA